Humulus lupulus (European hop) is the source of this 1262-nucleotide messenger RNA. RefSeq lists its product as uncharacterized. Bases 137 to 991 code for a protein of 284 amino acids. The transcript is spliced from 10 exons. The record is from RefSeq and is a predicted model, not a curated record. Lineage: Eukaryota; Viridiplantae; Streptophyta; Magnoliopsida; Rosales; Cannabaceae.
UAUACAUUGGAAAAGAUUUUUGUGUUAUCAAACACAAAUAAAUACUGACCAAGAAACUAAGAACUACACCAAACCAAAAGUCAUAGCCCUGUCACCUGCCAUCGCCACCGUCGCCGCCGCCGCCGGCACUACUACAAUGCUCAUUCAAGCUCAUUGCUUCAGACCCUCCUCGCCCAUAUACUUCGUCUCCUCCCCUGUUCGAUUUAAACCUGUUUCUGGGUUGAAAGGAGUUCCGGAAACGCGAUCCGGUAGAAGUAGAAGCGUGGGUAUGAGAGUUUCAGCCUCUUUGGAGCAGAAUUCAAGCUCAAAUGUGAUGAGGAAAAGAAAAGUUGUGGAGCAUUUGUGUCUGCUUAAAGCAACGGAGGAUUUAUCAGAAGAGAAGGAAAAUAAUAUGCUGGAUUAUCUCUAUACAACUCAGUAUCAAAUGGGUGGAAUCCUUUCAAUAUCAUUAGGACGCAUCUCUAAUCAAAAUGACGAAAAUUAUACGCAUGCUGUCUACGUGCGCUUCCAAAAAAAGGAUGAUUUGGUCAAGUUUUACGAAAAGCCUUUCUACUUAGGAGUUCUCAAAGAGCAUGUGUUGCCUUACUGCCAUGGGUUACUUAACCUGGAUUAUGAAUCUGAAGUAGAAGAUGAUGUCCUUCCUAUGUUUCGAAAAGGAGAGGAGUUCAACUAUGGUGUUGAGUUUAUGCUUCUAAUUUCAUUUAAGGAUAACACAAUUGGACUAACUGAAGAUGCAUUGACUUCUUUGCAAAGCUUAAUAAUGGGAUUUCCAUCUUUGAUUGUCCAAUCUACCCAAGGUCAAAAUUUUAAUCUUAGCAGCAAGGAGUACGCACAUGCAGUGGUCAUUCGAUUUCGAUCACUUGAAGCUUUUCAGAUAUUUGAAAGCAGUUCAGAAUACAAAGAUAUAUGGAGGACUAAGUUUGAGCCAAUCACUCAAAGAACAUUAUCCGUCUACUAUUUGGUUGAUCCAGUCGGCACUGACAUUAUGUAGCGAGGGAUUUUGUGGGUUUUCAUAAGCAUUCUAGCUCAUCCUGUUUUUAUCAUCGAAGACAAGUAAACAGGUGAUAAUAUCUUUAUUCGUUUUUCAUACUUUGCAUUACAUUAAUCCUAAAUCCUUUGUGUCAGGAAAAUGUUCCCAUGUCUCAUUUCAUCUGUUGUAAUAAGGAUGUGAUAAGUAUUUGAAAUUGUUUUCUGCACAGCAUUUACAUUUGACAUUUCUCAAAUGUAAACAUGAUAUGCUAAAUGAAUUUGACGAAACAGAA